Molecule: messenger RNA, 885 nt
Organism: Ogataea parapolymorpha DL-1
Lineage: Eukaryota; Fungi; Ascomycota; Pichiomycetes; Pichiales; Pichiaceae
Exons: 1
Coding region: 1-885 (294 amino acids)
Biological process (GO): GPI anchor biosynthetic process
Cellular component (GO): endoplasmic reticulum
Molecular function (GO): N-acetylglucosaminylphosphatidylinositol deacetylase activity
Source: RefSeq, a predicted model, not a curated record
AUGAACAUAUUCAGGGUUUCUGGCAAACUUUUGACAAAGUAUCUGUGCCUGUUGAUGGCUUGGGCCAUAUUGUCGACUAUUGUACCUUAUUGGGUUGCUAGCCCGAACGCAGGGAAGUCGCCAUAUGAUUCCUUAUACGAACUGAAUCAAGCCACAGUGACAGAACAUUCGCUUAGUGAUGCCGACGUGAUUUUUGUCACCGCUCACCCGGACGACGAGUCUAUGUUCUUCAGUCCGGUCAUUGUUGAGCUUUCAAAGGCUAAAUACAACAAUGCAUUGCAUUUGAUCUGUUUUUCGGACGGAAACUUUGAUGGGCUUGGCGAAACCAGGCAGCAAGAAUUGAUCCGGGCAGCCAGCAUACUGGGAUUCCAGACCCACAAGACACUUGACUAUGUUGACAAUAUCCACGAAGAAUGGGACACAAGUGCAAUCGCGGCCACUUUGGCCAAAGAACUGAAGGAGCUACCGCUCCACAAAUCAAAGCAGAUUUUGGUCUCCUUCGAUGAAGAAGGUGUCUCCGGACAUCCAAACCACAAGUCGUUGUACUAUGGUGUCCAAGAUUAUUCGAAGAAACACAAGCUUAGAUUUUUCAAGCUCAAAUCGUGGCCGGUGGCUGCCAAAUAUAGUGCAUUCGUGAUCACUAAUGUUGAAUUGAUUGCAAGACUUUUCAAGAACUGCUCUGCAAUCCAUAAAUAUUUGCCAUCAUUAGUGAAUUACAUCCCAGACCAGGGCCAGGCCAUCAAGAUCUACGCAAACUUCAAUUCCUGGUUUCUGAAUCUGGCAACCAUGACUUACGCUCAUUACUCUCAAAUUGUCUGGUACAGAUGGCUGUGGAUUUUCCUCAGCAGAUAUAUGAAUUGCAACGAGCUCGAAUUAGUUAUAUAG